This is a messenger RNA of Morone saxatilis (striped sea-bass), 1043 nucleotides long. RefSeq names its product matrix AAA peptidase interacting protein 1 (gene maip1). The record is from RefSeq and is a predicted model, not a curated record. Gene Ontology annotation, molecular function: ribosome binding. NCBI's taxonomy places the organism in Eukaryota, Metazoa, Chordata, Actinopteri, Moronidae. Gene Ontology annotation, cellular component: mitochondrial inner membrane. Gene Ontology annotation, biological process: inner mitochondrial membrane organization; protein insertion into mitochondrial inner membrane from matrix.
GCUUUCUCCCAUGUUUCCACGCUGUUGUCACAAUGUAAGUUUGAAGCUUUGGAAGGACUCGUGGCUGAAGACUUGAUUGUGAAGCUCGAGGAAAAGUGCAAACUGCUGUCGUCGACCCACAAGAAAGCUCUCUCUGCAGAAUCUGAUGAGAUCAUGUACACGGCACCUGGAGACGUAGGAAUCCACUACGAUGAUAACGGGAGAAAGUUUGUCAGUAUCCUGAUGCGUUUCUGGUAUCUGACGAGCGCAGGGAAAGAGACUGCUAACUGCAAAUUAUGAAUUCCAAAGGGAGUUUACUAAAGGAGCGCCUCCGGACUGGACCAUUACGAGGGUAGAGCACUCCAAGCUUUUGGAUUAAGCUGUUUUUGAUUUGAAGGCAGUCGUGCCAGUGGAAACUAGUCAAAGACAUGAAAUCAAUCCUCAGCAUUUUCUUCGAUUACACUGAAUUUAGAAAAAUGGCUCAAGGAAAUCCACAGAGGGGGAAAACAAGACGCAUCUGCUCCCUGGGAAGUCAGAGGAAGGCACCAGGACAAACAAGGAUUCAUCCAUGAGACAUUGUAGGAAAGACACAUGAGCCAAACACACGUAUUCUCACAGAUACGGUUUAUCAUUGUUUCUUAUGGUUUUCUUCAUCAUAUUUGAUUUCCCACCCAAAAAAACCAGUGAUUAUGUUGGGAACUCUUGCUCUGGAAGGUUUUGUUCAUUCAGUAACGGGUCAAAUAUUAUAUUCAAAUAAUUUAUAGACUUUGUUAAAGUGUUAUGUAACAUCUGAUACUGUAUUUCCAAGUAGAGAACUCUUGUUUCUCUAUGUAGGACUGUGUGGUAUAAAGAAGUAACAAUCCAAUGUACCAGAUUUAUUUCCACACAAAAACAUUUUCUUUUUGUUUUUCCCCCCACGCAAAGUAUUUGUCAUUCACCUGACUCGGAGGUACAUGCCUUAUAUCUACUGUAUGUGUGUACUUAGGCUGAUUGCAAGUGCUAAGACAGCUUGAAGCAGCUGCAGACGACUUUUUGAUUGUUUUAUUAAAGAUUUAAAAAAUGAA